ACAGUCAAAGAAGAAUUUAAAAACAAUAUUUCUUGGCUGGUUCGGUACAAAUGAAUCGUAAACUACAUAAUGUCCGAAAAGCCCCGACACCUUCCACUCUGGAUGGUGAAAUCUGACGUUAAAUGCAGUAAAGAUAAAGAAGUGGAAAAGAAGAAAUCACAUAAAACCUCAAAACAGAGAGCGAAGAAGCGACGGAGUGUCGUCACGUACUGGAUGAACGAGAGGGAGCUCGUGGAAACAGCGCUCAGCAUUUUGAAGGAUAAUAAGUCAUGUGCUAGAGAUGCAAUGCAGGCCCCGGAGGAGGUAAUGCUCAUUCCAGAGACAGAUGAAGACACGUCUGACUCAGAUGUACAGGACAGGACAUACGUUUCAAACAUUGCCGAGCAAGAGACUGUGCCAUAUGGACACUGCAUGGAAGAAAGUACCAGUACAAAACCAGACUGCCAUUUAAAACCUUAUCCGGAUGCUUCAGGAACUUCAGAGAAGCCUGGCGUGGAUGAUGAGGCUCUUGAGCUUGUUCGGGAGAUUUUUUUCACAUAAUUUAAGCCUAAAGUUACACAAAAGUUUUGUUACAGAUAAUAUGACCAAAUAUUUUAAGAAAUACUUAAUCAUUUACUAACCCUCAUGUCUGUCUGGCUUGCUUUCUUAUGUGGGACUUAAAAGAAGAUAAUUUGAAGAAUGUCCCGGUUGCUCUUUUCCAUACAGUUAAAGCAAACGAGGACUGGAGCUUUCAACUUUCAAAAAGUGACAUAAAAGUAGUUCAAAUGAGUCGCCAUAACCACUUUUAUGAUCCUUUUUUAGUCUUUUUGGAGCUUGACAGCUUUUUAAUGAAUUAUGAUGAACUAAC
Messenger RNA from Rhinichthys klamathensis goyatoka, 847 nucleotides. RefSeq lists its product as uncharacterized. Gene Ontology annotation, biological process: negative regulation of double-strand break repair via nonhomologous end joining. The transcript has 3 exons. Lineage: Eukaryota; Metazoa; Chordata; Actinopteri; Cypriniformes; Leuciscidae. Bases 70 to 540 code for a protein of 156 amino acids. The record is from RefSeq and is a predicted model, not a curated record.